ACUCAGCUGAAAACGCGUCUGUGGCAGGUACCAGCACCAGACUAGUGCUUUACUACUGCUAAACACUAGUUUGGUUAUUUAUUUACCUGCUAUGACAAGAUAGCUGAACGGAAACACGGAAUGUACGGUCGCUGAGUUUAAUGUCGUUUGCUGCUGUAUUUAUGUGGAAGAAGAGCGACGUGGUGACGCUUGAACAAGUUUAAAUUCUACUGGAAUAAGUGUAAUAUUGUGUAUUUAGCGUACGCCAAAUUGACAACUGGAUUCUACUAAUACUUUGACAACUUAAGUCUUUCCCUCUCAAGUCCUCUGAGGCUGAGUGGACGGAGUUCAUCUCCACCCGUCUGCUGAGAGACAAACAUGCCGUCCAACAAAUCUGUGUCCGACGCUCCGAUCACCCAGUUCAUCCACUGCAGAAUACUGAGAGAGCACCGGCUGCAGAGAGAGGACCUGUGGGUGCGUGACGGGAAGAUUUUAGAUCCAGAGAAGUUGUUCUUUGAUGAACAAGGAUACGCAGACCAACAAGUGGACUGUGAAGGCAGCAUCAUCGCCCCGGGCUUCAUAGACGUCCAGAUCAAUGGAGGAUACGGUAUUGACUUCUCUCGUGCCUCGGAGGAUGUCAGCAGUGGAGUUUCUUUUGUCUCCAAAAAGAUCCUUCAGCACGGAGUGACAUCUUUCUGUCCCACGCUGGUCACGUCUCCUCCUGAAGUCUACCACAAGGUUCUUCCUCAGGUCAAAGUUCACGAUGGAGGACAGGAAGGAGCUGGAGUUCUUGGUUUCCAUCUGGAGGGCCCGUUCAUCAGCGCCGAGAAGAAAGGAGCUCACCCGGAGCGGUUCCUGCGGACCUUCCAGUCCGGAGGGAUGGAGGACCUGAUGGAGGCCUACGGCAGCCUGGACAAUGUUGCCAUGGUGACGCUGGCUCCGGAGCUGGCCGGCAGCCAAUCGGUGGUGAGGGAGCUCUGCCAGAGGGGCAUCACCGUGUCUUUAGGUCACUCGGUGGCUAACCUGUCCCAGGCCGAGGACGCCGUCCAUCACGGAGCCUCCUUCAUCACUCACCUGUUCAACGCCAUGCUGCCUUUCCACCAUCGGGACCCGGGUAUCGUGGGUCUGCUGACCAGCGACCAGAUUCCUGCCGGACGGACCAUCUACUACGGAAUGAUAGCCGACGGGAUCCACACCAACCCUGCCGCCCUGCGCAUCGCCCACAGAGCUCACCCCUCAGGUUUGGUUCUGGUGACGGAUGCCAUCACAGCGAUGGGUCUCCCUCCUGGUCAUCACACUCUGGGUCAGCAGGUCAUUGAGAUCCAGGGUCUUCACGCCUACGUGGCAGGCACUACGACGCUCAGCGGCAGCAUAGCCACGAUGGACAUGUGUGUGCGCCACUUUAAACAUGCUGCAGGCUGCAGCGUAGAGGAAGCUCUUGAAGCUGCUUCUCUCCAUCCGGCUCAGCUUCUUGGUAUCGUUGACAAGAAGGGAAACCUGGACUACGGAUCAGACGCAGACCUCAUUUUGCUCGAUGACGCCCUAAACAUCAAAGCCACCUACAUUUCUGGAGAGGAGGUCUGGAGAACAGCACCAUAGAAAAAGAAGCCUGCAGAUGGAAACCGCUGGAACCCACGGUGCCUUCAGGGGAAGCUGUAAAACACAGAACCACAAAUCUGUUGAAUGUUUUAGUUCAUCAGAAAACACUGAACUUUAUCUUCAGCUUCUCUUUAUUUCAAACAGGAUGGAUGAAAUCAAAUGACUGACACUUCACCAGUUGUACUUUUGAAUAUGUAGUUUAGGUUGAAAGUACAACUUAGACUGAUGACUGAAGUACUCGUGUACAACUGAGUUUGUUUAAAUAUUACUUAUUGAUAUUACUUCCACUAAAACUUUUGAUAAGGCUGCUUUUACAAUAAGAAAGAGUCAUGAGAGUUAAAUACAUGAAGCUCACAUUUGAUGAAUUUCCUUCAUUUCAUUUAUCUAUAGACAUUUAUUGUGUCCAUAGACUGAAUAUAAGAUGUGGAUGGAGCAGUCGAGACUUCACUCAUUGGCCGUCACCAUCUUGGUUUUUUUGACCGUUGCAUUCUUGGUUUUUGGCCGUCGCCAUCUUGGUUUCUGGAACCAUGAGCAGAAACCUGGAGUCUUUGUUAUUUUAAAAAACGAUUGGAUAACAUCAUAAUUCCUCAUCGGUCAGACAGUGUGGUAGUUAAUAUCAAGUUAUCGCAACUGAUCUUAGAUAUUGAAGUCAGCCCACCUCCUAUAGAGACAUGGAUCCAGUCCAAAUGGGGCUUCAAAUGUCCUGCAAAGGCCACCGUACAGAGAACUAUCGUUUUUAAAUUCAGAUAAAAACUUGACCUUUCCUCAAAACCUCUAGAUUGAAGAAUAUCUAAAUUGUCUCGCCAUAUUUCAUCCAUCGAGAAAUGCUGUUUUUUUUAGGGUUUAUUGAUCUUUAGAGCCUCACAGGUUUUGUUGGACUGAAUUUUCUUCUAGCCAGUACUUUACUUUUAUAAUUAAAUUAUCUCUAAAUCAAACAUCAGCAAACAAACCCUGAGUCAUAGUACUCUUAUCAGUGUUAGUAAAUUUGAGGAGUAUUUCUGACAUACUAUGGGGUUUUACGAAUGAUUAAAUGCAUUUAAUCACAUUUUACGCAGAUGUGAUUUAAAGGGAAACAUUUUGAUAUUAAACUGCAUAAAUCAACUUUCAGUGAAUGUUGCUGUUUGCUUUUGCUCUACUAUGUGAUGUUUAGCUGGAUUUUUGUUGUCUGUAGAAGAGUUUUUGCAUGAUUUAUCCUGUUUAUAUAUACUUUAAAUUAUAUAUAAUAGGGGACUCUAUUAUUUGACUGCUGAUAGACAGGUGAAACUGAACUUUUUUGUAAGCAAACACAACCCAGAAAGGUUGGAAACCACUGGGUAAAUGUCUUCAUUUUUUAAUACAAAAUCAUAAUUUGAGUAAAAGGUUAAAUAUUUCCCUCUGACAUUGUACUUUCCACUACUGACGUAUUCCUGCUGCUUUUAUUGGCCCGAUAGUUUUACCGCUUCAGUGAAGUUAAUUGACCACAAAAUGGAGACACUUUAGUUAGGGUUUUUUAAGGGGAGUUUUUCCUGUGCCGAUGUGAGGGUUCCAGGACAGAGGAUGUCGCAUGGGUACAGAUUGUAAAACCCUCUGAGGCAAAUUUGUAAUCUGUGAUUU
Messenger RNA from Anoplopoma fimbria (sablefish), 3171 nucleotides. It is a transcript of the gene amdhd2, whose product is annotated as amidohydrolase domain containing 2. Bases 358 to 1578 code for a protein of 406 amino acids. The transcript is spliced from 12 exons. NCBI's taxonomy places the organism in Eukaryota, Metazoa, Chordata, Actinopteri, Perciformes, Anoplopomatidae. Gene Ontology annotation, biological process: N-acetylglucosamine catabolic process. Gene Ontology annotation, molecular function: N-acetylglucosamine-6-phosphate deacetylase activity. The record is from RefSeq and is a predicted model, not a curated record.